Messenger RNA from Saccharomycodes ludwigii, 936 nucleotides. It is a transcript of the gene JNM1, whose product is annotated as Jnm1p. Gene Ontology annotation, cellular component: dynactin complex; cytoplasm. The transcript has a single exon. NCBI's taxonomy places the organism in Eukaryota, Fungi, Ascomycota, Saccharomycetes, Saccharomycodales, Saccharomycodaceae. The record is from RefSeq and is a predicted model, not a curated record. Gene Ontology annotation, biological process: mitotic spindle organization. Bases 1 to 936 code for a protein of 311 amino acids.
AUGAACAAAAAUGAUGUAAAAGAUUUAGUGGAUAUUUCCCUGGAGGCAGAUUCAAAAGUUUAUGAAGUAAAAUCUUCAUCUUCAUCUAAUCAUGUAAUAUCAAUUGCAAACUCAAAAGAUUCUAUCAUAGAUUAUGGUAAUUCAGUUAAAGUAUUUGAAACAAAAAAAACUGAAGAAAGUUUAGAACAAAAAAUGGCUCGAAUAAAAAGAGAAUUGGAAUCAUUAUCAGAAAUAGUGGGAGAAACAAAAAUAUCAUCUUUGUUGGAUUUGUAUAACAAGCUAACCAUAAAUAACAACGUUGAAUUUACUGAAAUACAUAAUAAAAUAGGCUUUGAUGAUAAUAAUGAAGAUGAAAGGGAACUUAAAAAUAUAAAAUUACCAAGUACCAUACAAUUUGACUAUGAAUGUACCCGUAUCUUUUCAAGUUUAGAGAAAAGAGUAACAAAAUUAGAACAGCUUGUAGGUUAUGAUGCAACUAUGUUGAAAAAUCAUGAAACUAUAACAAGUAAAAUUAAUACUUUAUAUCGAAAAUUAGAACUGAUAGGAGAUAAUAAACAAACUAUGUUGGAUAAAUUUUCUGAAAGAAUGAAGAAACUAAAUACGGAUUAUGAGGACUCGCUAAUGAGGAGAAGUGCGGAUAUCAAUUCUGAGGUAGAAAAAGAUUUGAAAGAUAAAAUGGUAAAUAGAGAAGAUAAAAUUGAUGAACUAUAUUCGUUUUAUCAAUCUGUACAGAAUUAUGAUGAGGUAUUACCUAAAUUAGUAAAAAGAUUAGAAAAUUUAAAUGCACUUAGUAUGAAAUUGGAUGAUUCUUCGGAAGUAAUACUUUCACUAAAUGAUAAAAUUGAAUGGUUAGAAGAACAAUGCAAUGCAUGGCAAUCAACUGUGGAGAUGUUGGAAACUGCUCGUGAAAGAUCUGAAGGACAAGAGCAGAAAUGA